This is a messenger RNA of Pyricularia pennisetigena, 1053 nucleotides long. RefSeq lists its product as uncharacterized. The transcript is spliced from 2 exons. The record is from RefSeq and is a predicted model, not a curated record. The coding region runs from base 1 to 1053 and encodes 350 amino acids. Lineage: Eukaryota; Fungi; Ascomycota; Sordariomycetes; Magnaporthales; Pyriculariaceae.
AUGCCCAAAAUCACGCGACAAUCUCAUAACCACCUCCGAUACACAGCAAAUCCUCUCGCAAUGCCGGCUAGCAUCUCCACCACCACGUCGCAAAUGGCAUACUACAACGGGAGGAGUAACAGUAAUAUGGCUGCAGCUACUUCAUAUUACGAGCCAUUGUCAGCAACACAUACACAGCCUCCCAUGGCGCUUCCUUCUUUCGACCCCUACGCUGUCGCACCGCCGCCACCGCCGCCCAUCACCAUCCCUGCAAACAACUUCAGUCAUGGGCUGCCAACCCCUUCCCACCCGCACAGAGCCUCUUCCGGAGCAUGGAGCGCUGAGGAGGACCAAACUCUCAUUACCGCUCGCGCGCAGGGGCUGAACUGGUCCAGUAUCCAGUCCACUCAUUUUCCCUCCAAGACCUCCAACGCGUGCCGCAAACGCCAUGAGCGCCUUAUGGAGCGCAGGGGCGCCGAUGAUUGGGAUGCGCGCAAGUUGGAGCGCCUGGCUCAGGAGUACAUGAAGGUUCGCAAGGAAAUUUGGCAGCCACUUGCCCGAAUCACUGGCGAAAAGUGGAAUGUGGUUGAACAAAAGAUCAUGGCCAACGGCAUCAAAAACCUGCAGUCAGCUGCUCGUCAUGCGGCUCGACGUGAGCGCGCCGAUGGCGGUCACUCAAACACGGCAUAUGAUGAUGAUAGCGGAGUGUCGGGCAUGACCCCGAUCGACGAGCAGGAACUCCAUUAUUCCUCGCCUUCGUCCGCAGGCAUCAGUGCCGGUGGCAGCGCUGGGGGCAGUGCAUACGGUGCAGUGACAGCUGCGAUGCACCACCCCAACACGACGGCAUAUGCCAAUCACAGUGGCUACUAUGUUGGUCCUAGCCAACACCAACACCACCACGGAUACAGCAACUCGGUGUCAAGUACCCACACGGCUGGUUAUGCUCAAAACCACGCAGAAGACAGCCACAGCCCCAGCCCAUACCUUGGGCACGGCCAGAGGUUACCCAGCGUUGAGAUGGGCAUUGGCUCCCUUAUUCAUCGGGGUUCCGGAUCCGGACACCACGGCGUCUAA